AUGGCCUCCAUCUUGGAGCUCACCUGCAUCUACUCGGCCCUUAUUCUGAACGAUGAUGAAGUGAUGGAGAUGGAGCAUAAGAUCAAUGCCCUCAUUAAAGCAGUUGGUGUAAAGGUUGAACCUCUCUGGCCAGGUUUGUUUGCAAAGGCUCUCGCCAAUGUCAACAUUGAGUGUCUCAACUGCAAUGUAGGGGCUGGUGGACCUGCGCCUGCAACUUGUGCUGCACCAGCAAGAGAUCCUUCCCCCUCCACUACUGCUGCCCCAGCUGAGGAGAAGAAAGUGGAAGCAAAAAAAGAAGAAUCUGAGGAGUCUGAUGAUGACAUAGGCAUUGGUCUUUUUGACUAA
This is a messenger RNA of Myotis lucifugus (little brown bat), 345 nucleotides long. RefSeq names its product 60S acidic ribosomal protein P1-like. The coding region runs from base 1 to 345 and encodes 114 amino acids. Gene Ontology annotation, molecular function: structural constituent of ribosome; ribonucleoprotein complex binding; protein kinase activator activity. The record is from RefSeq and is a predicted model, not a curated record. Lineage: Eukaryota; Metazoa; Chordata; Mammalia; Chiroptera; Vespertilionidae. The transcript has a single exon. Gene Ontology annotation, cellular component: cytosolic large ribosomal subunit; ribosome. Gene Ontology annotation, biological process: cytoplasmic translation; translational elongation.